AUGGCCGCUGGCGUUGAUUACAAGCGCUACCGGCGAGCUUUGACUCCCGCCACUGCGUCUGGAAUCAACUCUGCAGCUACCACGGAGCCCAACUUCCUCUGGAAGCAGCGCAAGUAUGUGUUGCUGCAGGCCACGCUCGCGGCCACCGUCACCUACUCGGCGGGAGUGAACCCGCCGGGAUGGCUCUGGCCCGACAACGGCGACGCUCUCCAGGUUACGUAUCCCCACCGCUACAAGGUCUUCUUCUAUUUCAACGCCACCGCCUUUGUCGCCUCCCUUGUCACCAUCCACCUCCUCUUGUUCGACUUGCUCCGCCGCCGCCGCUGCUGGCUGCGUGCAGUCCAGGCCUCCGUGAUCCUCAAUCAAUUCUCCCUCCUGGGGGCCUAUGCAGCCGGCAGCUGUAAGCAGGUGACCAGGUCCACUUACGCGGUGGCCCUUGUUGGCAUGGUCUCCCCCUACGUCUGUGCCCAUGUUCUAUCCUUCCUGCGGCGUGCCCUGAGAACACACGGUGGCUGCAAGAACUUGGCGCCACCUGAUGAUCAUGUGCCGGAAACUGUGGAGCUCGUGCCUAACAUCUUUCUAGUCAUCUCGCCUAUUGUGGCGACGUUGACUUACCAGGCCGGGCUGAGCACGCCGGGUUGGUUCUUGUCGGACAGCAAGGACGGUGACCAUGUCGCCGGGGACCCUAUCCUCCGCGGUCACCAUACAGACCGCUUCAUGGCGGUUUUCUACUUCAACCUCAUGGCGUUCAUGGCGUCUCUGGUCAUAACGACGCUGAUCAUCAGCGGAACCGUGAGGCGCACGUGCCUCUGGCUCUGGGUGUUGACAGGUGAGACUCUAAUCGGGCUCACCGGUACCUUUGCCAUCGGUAGUAACAUGAGAGUCAAGGCAUCCAUCAAAGUCGUCAUUGCAUUAUUGGUUGCCGCCAUUACAUUGUACAUGGUGGUCCACAGCCUGAGCUCAGCAGCAUCUGAUCAUCGGGUUCAUCAUUCAGCAUCUGAGCUCAGCAGCACCAGUUCAUUCCAGGAGUUUCGCACGCACUUGGUUCUGUUGGCGAUUCUUGCUGCCAGUGUAACAUAUGAAGCUGGACUGAACCCGCCGGGUUGCUUGAGGCAACAAAGUGCUGCUCAUGAUUACAUCGCCGGUGACACAAUCCUCCACGUCACAAAUCCCCAGACCACGAGAUAUCUGGUUUUCUUUUACUGCAAUGCAACAGCAUUUGUUGCGUCGCUAGUUAUCCUUAUCCUACUCGGCAACAACAUAUUGAGCACCCAAGUCAAGCGGCUUGCAUUGAUAGUCUCCAUGAUUCUGGCCCUUCUUGGAUUGGUUGGUGCGUUUGCAGCCGGAAGUUGCAGGAAAGUGUCCAAAUCUGUGUACAUCUCAGCAGCUUUGCUUGCUGUUGCGGUGCCCUUCUACUUUGGCAUCCGUGCUGCGGUACUCAUGUUACAAGUCUUCCCAAAUAGCGCAACAUGGUGGAAAAUGGUGAGAGAAAAGCUAAAGCGAUCUGUGCCCGAUUGGCUCAAGAAGUUCUUUGAGCUGCCGCCUGAGGUGGAAGGUGAGAACAUGAAAUGGAAAUUAGAGAAGAGUCGGAAGCAUCUGCUGCUCCUUGCCAUUCUUGCGGCCAGUCUGACCUACCAGGCAGGCAUGAGUCCCCCAGGAGGAUUUUGGCAACAGAACAAGACAGGCCCUAUUGUCGCCGACUACUACGGACGUCGCUACACGGCUUUCUUUUACUGCAAUGCAGUUGCCUUCGUUGGGUCUUUUUCCUUGACGAUCAUGCUGCUGCUGAAUAGAAAGCUUUCGUCGAGAGGAAUACUGUCACAUGCGCUCAGGGUGUGUGUGAUCCUCGACCAGCUGAUUAGGCAGACCGGUGGGUUCGUUACCCGAAUAUGCCGGAAGGUAUCAAUAUCCACAUAUGUCUUCAUCCUGGUCUUUCCAGUUAUAGUCUGCAUCGCGCUCCAUCGUAUUCUGGGCGCGCCAGAGUCGAUCCAGGGUAGCCAACAGAUACUUCUAUUCUUGUUCAUCAUUAUGGAGGAAGAAGCGGGUCACAAAUUGCCGCCUACUGCCGUCCAUGGUCCCUGUCCGGAAAGCCAAGAUCUAAUGGUUGGCGAGAUCGAGUCAGAACACGACAAGACGAAGCUGGAUGGCGACGUGUGGGUGCUGGAUUGCAGUGCGCGGAUGCACUACACCGCCGACGUGCAGCUGCUCGAUGGCAGUGACGCGCUGCCUUCGUUUCGGGACGACGACGCCCACAUCCUUGCACGUGGGCACGUACGGACCAAUCGGUUUGAAGUCCCGAACGUCAGCUGCGUUCGGGGAGACGCGAGGAACGUCAUCUCCGUGGCCCAGCUUGCUCGCAGCCAUGGCUUGGUUUCGGUCUUUGAGCCGACAGUUGGUUAUGUGAGGGAUACAUCGACCGGGGAGGACGUUGGCCGGGCCUAUGUACGAGAAGGCGACGGGGUAUACGUGCUGGAGUAUCUGCUCAUCGGUGAGCCACAGGCAAACAUGCCACAAUCACCAAGCUCCAAACACGGAGGCACAAUGGCCGCUGGCGUUGAUUACAAGCGCUACCGGCGAGCUUUGACUCCCGCCACUGCGUCUGGAAUCAACUCUGCAGCUACCACGGAGCCCAACUUACUCUGGAAGCAGCGCCAGUAUGUGUUGCUGCAGGCCACGCUCGCGGCCACCGUCACCUACUCGCCGGGAGUGAACACGCCGGGAUGGCUCUGGCCCGACAACGGCGACGCUCUCCAGGUUACGUAUCCCCACCGCUACAAGGUCUUCUUCUAUUUUAACGCCACCGCCUUUGUCGCCUCCCUUGUCACCAUCCACCUCCUCUUGGUCGACUUGCUCAGCCGCCGCUGCCGCUGGUGGCUGCGUGCAGUCCCGGCCUCCGUGAUCCUCAUUCAAUUCUCCCUCCUGGGGGCCUUUGCCAUCGGUAGUAACAUGAGCGUCAAGGCAUCCAUCAAUUUCGUCAUUGCAUUAUUGGUUGCCGCCAUUACAUUGUACAUGGUGGUCCACAGCCUGAGCUCAGCAGCAUCUGAUCAUCGGGUUCAUCAUUCAGCAUCCGAGCUCAGCAGCACCAGUUCUUUCCAGGAGUUUCUCAAGCCCUUGGUUCUGUUCGCGAUUCUUGUUGCCAGUGUAACAUAUGAAGCUGGACUGAACCUGCCGAGUUCUUUGAGGCAACAAAGUGCUGCUCAUGAUUACAUCGCCGGUGACACAUGCCUCCACCUCACAAAUCCCCAGACCACGAGAUAUCUGGUUUUCUUUUACUGCAAUGCAACAGCAUUUGUUGCGUCGCUAGUUAUCCUUAUCCUACUCGGCAACAACAUAUUGAGCACCCAAGUCAAGCGGCUUGCAUUGAUAGUCUCCAUGAUUCUGGGCCUUCUUGGAUUUGUUGGUGCGUUUGCAGUCGGAAGUUGCUGGAAAGAUUCCAAAUCUGUGUACAUCUCAGUAGCUUUGGUUGCUGUUGCGGUGUCCCUCUACAUUGGCAUCCAAGUUGCGAUAUUCAAGUUACAAGUCUUCCCAAAUAGCGCAACAUGGUGGAAAAUGGUGAGAGAAAAGCUGAAGCGAUCUGUGCCCGAUUGGCUCAAGAAGUUCUUUGAGCUGCCGCCUGAGGUGGAAGGUGAGGACAUGAAAUUGAAAUUAGAGAAGAGUCGGAAGGAUCUGCUGCUCCUUGGCAUUCUUGUGGCCAUUCUGAUCUACCAGGCAGGCAUGAGUCCCCCAGGAGGAUUUUGGCAACAGAAGAAGACAGGCCCUAUUGUCGCCGACUACUACGGACGUCGCUACAAGGCCUUCGUUGGGUCUUUUUCCUUGACGAUCAUGCUGCUGCUGAAUAGAAAGCUUUCGUCGAGAGGAAUACUGUCACAUGCGCUCAGGGUGUGUGUGAUCCUCGACCAGCUGAUUAGGCAGACCGGUUAUUUCAGUGGGUGA
This is a messenger RNA of Miscanthus lutarioriparius, 3933 nucleotides long. The record is from the annotation of a GenBank genome assembly. Lineage: Eukaryota; Viridiplantae; Streptophyta; Magnoliopsida; Poales; Poaceae.